Messenger RNA from Epinephelus moara (kelp grouper), 1601 nucleotides. RefSeq names its product RNA binding motif protein 17 (gene rbm17). The coding region runs from base 163 to 1422 and encodes 419 amino acids. The transcript is spliced from 13 exons. Gene Ontology annotation, cellular component: precatalytic spliceosome. Lineage: Eukaryota; Metazoa; Chordata; Actinopteri; Perciformes; Serranidae. The record is from RefSeq and is a predicted model, not a curated record. Gene Ontology annotation, biological process: mRNA cis splicing, via spliceosome; alternative mRNA splicing, via spliceosome. Gene Ontology annotation, molecular function: RNA binding.
GUCGCGCUUAGUUUUGUUGUUGUGCUGCGGGUUUCCGCCACGUACAGCCAGCGAGGAGAGCCAUACAAAUGUGCGGCUAAAUCUUUUUUAAUGUGACACACUUACAUUUAGUUAAUGUCCAGGUAUUUCUAAAGUAGGAAACAGAGGCACUGACAGGCAGCAAUGUCGCUGUAUGAUGACCUCGGUGUGGGUGCCAGUGACACCAAGACCGAAGGAUGGUCCAAGAACUUCAAGCUGCUGCAGUCCCAGCUGAAAGUGAAGAAGGCGGCUCUGACUCAGGCCAAGACCCAGCGGAUGAAGCAGACCACUGUGUUGGCCCCAGUUAUUGAUUUAAAGAGAGGAGGUUCCAAUGAUGACAGACAGAUCACAGACACUCCUCCACAUGCUGCUGCUGGACUUAAGGACGCUGUGCCCAGCGGUUUCUCCUCUGGCGAUGUGCUGAUCCCGUUGGCAGAUGAGUACGAUCCAAUGUUCCCUAAUGACUACGAGAAGGUGGUGAAGCGACACAGAGAAGAACGGCAGCGGCAGAGGGAGCAGGAGCGUCAGAAGGAGAUUGAGGAGAGAGAGAAAAAAAGGAAAGACCGGCACGAUGGUGGAGCUCCAAGUGGUUUCUCUCGUUUCCCUGCAGCAGAGGGUGAGUCAGAUGAGGAAGAGGACUAUGAGAAAGAGCGGAGGAAACGAAGUGGAGCAGCUAUCGCCCCUCCUUCUUCCCUUGUGGACAGGGAUGGCUCAACUUCAUUCUCCUACGAUGAUGAAGGUCGUCCAGCCAGAGGCUCAAAAGCAGCCAUCCCUCCACCUAUGUAUGAGGACUCAGAGCGGCCGCGUUCACCGCCUGGACCAACCAGUUCCUUCUUGGCCAACAUGGGAGGUACGGUGGCCCAUAAGAUCAUGCAGAAGUACGGCUUCAAAGAAGGCCAGGGCCUGGGGAAGCACGAGCAGGGCCUCAGCACGGCGCUGUCUGUGGAGAAGACCAGCAAGAGAGGAGGAAAGAUCAUCAUAGGCGACGCUGCAGAAAAACCGGGGUCCAGCCAGGCGGGUGCUGCUGAGGCUGCAGGCGGAGGCGCUGCAGCUGACUCUUCCAAGAAGUCGGAGGCCAACCCGCUCACAGAGAUCCUCAAAAACCCGACCAAAGUUGUUCUACUGAGGAACAUGGUGGGCCGAGGAGAGGUGGAUGAAGACUUGGAGGGAGAGACCAAAGAAGAGUGCGAGAAAUAUGGCAAAGUGGUUAAAUGUGUCAUUUUUGAGAUUGCAGCAGUGCCGGAUGACGAAGCUGUUAGGAUUUUUUUGGAGUUCGAGAGGGUGGAGUCGGCCAUCAAAGCUGUGGUGGAUCUGAAUGGGCGUUAUUUCGGCGGGCGAGUCGUCAAGGCCUGCUUCUACAAUCUAGACAAGUUUCGAGUUUUGGAUCUCGGCGAGCAGGUCUGACAUCUCCCCAGGCACCGACAGACACCAUCAUCUCCUCACUUGUACAUAAACCUUUUUUUAAUAUUUCCCAAACAGCAGUCGAGUGUCUGUAUGUAGUGAUGAGUCAGUCUUGUAGAUUAUUCUUUUUUUCUGUGAUGAAAAAUACCUUCAUGUCAGCACAAAAUAAAUGGUUUAAACUA